This is a messenger RNA of Phytophthora sojae, 786 nucleotides long. RefSeq lists its product as hypothetical. Gene Ontology annotation, cellular component: cytosol. Bases 28 to 786 code for a protein of 252 amino acids. The record is from RefSeq and is a predicted model, not a curated record. The transcript has 2 exons. Lineage: Eukaryota; Oomycota; Peronosporomycetes; Peronosporales; Peronosporaceae.
GCCGCCAAGCUUAACCACCACAUCGCCAUGGCCCCACGCGCCGCCGAGCUGUUCUCCAUGAUGAGCGGAGCCGUGGACGAGGUGGGUCCGUCGCUCGUGAGCAAGGUGAAGGGCGUCAUCAAGUUCGACAUCUCGGGCGCCGGCGCGUGGCUCGUGGACCUCAAGAACGGCAAGGGCAGCGUCAAGGCCGCCACGGCCGCGGACAAGGCCGACCUGACCAUCACUCUGUCGGAGGAGAACUUCCUCAAGAUGAUGGACAACAAGCUCAACCCGCAGCAGGCGUUCAUGAAGGGGCUCGUGAAGAUCAAGGGCAACAUGGGGCUCGCCAUGAAGCUCAACGUGGUGCUGGCGGCCACGCGCAACUACAUGAAGAAGCAGGGCGCUGGAGCCAAGCCCGCAGCUGCUGCUGCCAAGCCUGCUGCAGCCGCUCCGGCCGCUGCUGGGGGCCUCAACUCGAAGGAGAUCUUCCGUCUGCUCGGAGAGGUCGUGGCCAAGGACGGCGCCUCGAUGGCCAAGAAGGUCAAGGGCGUCAUCCAGUUCGACAUCACUGGGGCUGGCAAGUGGAACUUGGACCUCAAGAGCGCCACGCCCGCGCUCACGGAGGGGACCAAGAAGGCUGACGUGACCAUCACGGUCGCUGACGCCGACUUCGUCGCCAUUGCCAUGGGCAAGCUCAACGCACAGCAGGCUUUCAUGAAGGGCAAGCUCAAGCUCAAGGGCAACAUGACCCUCGCCAUGAAGCUGCCGGUCGUCUUCAACGCGCUCAAGCCGCAGUCCAAGCUGUAG